Molecule: messenger RNA, 922 nt
Organism: Scomber scombrus (Atlantic mackerel)
Lineage: Eukaryota; Metazoa; Chordata; Actinopteri; Scombriformes; Scombridae
Product: LHFPL tetraspan subfamily member 4 protein-like
Exons: 4
Coding region: 206-922 (238 amino acids)
Biological process (GO): gamma-aminobutyric acid receptor clustering; sensory perception of sound
Cellular component (GO): postsynaptic membrane; plasma membrane; inhibitory synapse
Molecular function (GO): GABA receptor binding
Source: RefSeq, a predicted model, not a curated record
GCCAAAGCCAGGAGAACAUUAGCGCAUGAAAAGCUUUGAUAAAGAGAACAGAUCUGGAUAUUGAGGGGUGAGGAGCUGUCUGGGAGAUUUAAAAAAAUAAAAAAAAAGAUUUAUUAUUUUUCUUAAAAGAGGAGGAGGACGGGGGUGGAAAGAGAGAUAUAAGGAGUUAAUUUAAAACAAACAAACAAACAAACAAAAAACAAACAUGUUGCCUUCCCAAGAAGCCUCCAAGAUCUACCAUGACAAUUAUAUGCGCAACUCCCGGGCCAUCGGGGUGCUUUGGGCCAUCUUUACCAUCUGCUUCGCCAUCGUCAACGUUGUGGUGUUCAUCCAGCCCUACUGGAUCGGCGACAGCGUCAACACGCCUCAGGCCGGCUACUUCGGCCUCUUCCACUACUGCGUGGGCACCGGACCGUCGCCCAACCGGGAGCUCACCUGCGUGGGCAGCUUCUCCGACUUCAGCUCCAUCCCGUCCGGAGCCUUCAAAGUGGCUUCGGUGUUCGUGCUGCUGUCCAUGGUGCUGACCCUCAGCUGCAUCGCCUGCAUGGCGCUCUUCUUCUUCUGCAACACCUCCACCGUUUACAAGACCUGCGCCUGGAUGCAGCUGUUGUGCGGAGUGUGCCUGGUGCUGGGUUGCAUGAUCUUUCCUGACGGAUGGGAUGCCGAGGUGAUCCGGGACAUGUGCGGGGAGCAGGCGGGGAAAUACUCUCUGGGUGACUGCUCUGUACGCUGGGCCUACAUGCUGGCCAUCAUGGGCAUCCUGGACGCCCUCAUCCUCUCCUUCUUGGCCUUUGUCCUGGGCAACCGGCAGACAGAUUUCUAUCUUGACGACUUGCAGACAGACAACAAAGAUUUUGCUGUGUCAAGGAUUGAGGUUCGGGACAGAAGAGAGCCACGGUAUGGAGUGCAGCGUCUUCACUGA